AUGCGUAAGUUCUGGAACUCUUCCGGCUAUACGCCGAGUCAUUCCAAUGAGGAUGCGGCUGUUCAAACGAGCACCGCCACUAAGAGAAUGGAAACACUUCUUGUCGAGGAGAAUGGGCUUUUGAGAAAGGUUGAGGACAAGGGAAACCACGUCUAUCUGAUGUUCUUGAUGUUCGGAAUCGGAGCUCUGUUGCCAUGGAACAUGUUCCUCAACAUCUCGCACGAUUACUACACAACUUUCAAACUGAUGGACAACGGAACCGGAACCCCUUACUCGUCGAACUUCCAAUACUCCAUGACUGUCGCCGCACAGGUCCCGAAUCUUGUGUUCAGCUUCGCCAACAUCUUCUUGGCUGCCAAAGGUGAUUUGACUGCUCGCAUGCGCAUUUGCCUUGCCAUCGUUCAAGCAAUGGUUGCAAUCACCAUGGUGUUCAUCUACAUCGAUACCAGCGAUUUCAUUGCAACCUUCUACUACGUCACCCUUCUGAGCAUCGUCUUCCUCAAUGCAGCCAAUGGACUUUUCCAAAACUCGCUGUUCGGUCUCGCCUCUUCAUUCCCAUUCAAAUACACAAACGCUAUUCUCAUUGGCCAGAAUUUCUGUGGAACCGUUGUCUCUCUUUUGGCUUUGCUCACUAAAGUGGUUGCUAACAAUAUUGAGAGUAGAGCGGUUCUCUAUUUCGGAUUGGCGUCUAUUGCCAUCAUCACAUGCUUCAUUCUUCUUAAUGUCAUCAAGAAGUCGGCUUAUUUCAAGAGAUUCGAUGUGGUUGAGGCUAAUGCUUACUCGGACUUCGAAGGAGAGAUCACUACUUGGGAGGAUAUCAGAAUUGUCUUCUCUAGAAGCAAAAUGCAAUUCGCCAACAUUUUCUUCCUCUUCUUCGUCACUCUUUCGUUGUUCCCAAGCAUCUGCAUGUAUGUUCUUGCUGUUAAUACUGGAGAAACCUACGAUUUCAUUAUCUCGGAGAUGUAUUUCAUGGACGUGGGCACAUUCCUCAACUUCAACUUGUUCGCGUUCCUCGGAAGUUUGUCUGCAAACUACGUCAGAUUGUUCGGCCCAAAAACCAUCUGGAUCGCUGUCGCUGUUCGUGUCUGGUUCUUGUUCUACUUCCCAUCAGCCAACUACUUCCCACCACAAUCUGAACGUAUUUACGGUCCAGUCUUCGAAUCCACCUGGUUCUUCAUUCUCAAUGUCACCCUGAUGGCAUUCUCCAGUGGAUAUCUCAGCUCCCUCAUCAUGAUGUAUGCUCCAAGAGCUCACGAUGAGCCGAGAAUUCAAAGAAUGGCUGGAAUGAUCGCUGCUUUCUUCUUGAUCGCUGGUGUCGUCUCUGGAUUGGUCUUCGCUUGGGGCAUCAGUCUCAUCGUCACUGAUCCUCUUGCCAUCGUUCCAGUCAUCGAAACCAUCAUGGCGAAUGGAACUGCUGCAACCACCGUUGUUCCAGUGAUUGUUUCUACAAUCGCUCCAACUACUGCCAUUGUUCCAUAA
This is a messenger RNA of Caenorhabditis remanei, 1479 nucleotides long. RefSeq lists its product as uncharacterized. Gene Ontology annotation, biological process: nucleoside transmembrane transport. The transcript has 6 exons. Bases 1 to 1479 code for a protein of 492 amino acids. The record is from RefSeq and is a predicted model, not a curated record. Gene Ontology annotation, cellular component: plasma membrane. Gene Ontology annotation, molecular function: nucleoside transmembrane transporter activity. Lineage: Eukaryota; Metazoa; Nematoda; Chromadorea; Rhabditida; Rhabditidae.